GAUCUCUUAUUGAAUGUCCUGGCUGCCAGUAGAAUCGAAGGUGGGAGGCAACUCAUGACCACCAAACCGUGACAGCCUCGGAUUCCCCUGCUUCUGGCUGCUCAGAAUAACCACUGGGCCACUGUGGAGAUGAAUGGAGAACAGCAGUAUGAUGCAGAUGCUGGUUCCAGUGUGGAAGAAAUGGAAUUCAAUUGGGAUGAGUAUCUAGAAGACACAGGAGCAACUGCAGCCCCCCAUGGAUCUUUUAAACAUGUGGAUACAAGUUUGCAGAAUGGUUUUGCCCCUGGUAUGAAGCUAGAAGUUGCUGUCAAGUCUGACCAAAACACCUACUGGGUAGCCACCAUCAUUACUACCUGUGGGCAGCUGCUCCUGUUGCGCUAUGAUGGUUACGGGGAAGACCGCAAGGCUGACUUUUGGUGUGAUAUCAUGACAGCUGAUUUACACCCCAUCGGCUGGUGUGAGCAGAACAAGAAGAUUCUCAAAGUGCCUGAAGGUAUCAAGGACAAGAUACCUGACCAGGAGGAGUUCCUUCAGCGGGUGCUGAAAGGAGCAUGCAGUGCUCCUGCUAACCUGCUGGAGGGGCUUCACAGAGGGAAAAAUCCAUUGGAUCUUAUUGCACCAGGCUCCCGACUAGAACUGCAAAACAUCCGGGAUUCCCUGGAAGCCUGGAUAGUCAACGUGGUAGAAAAUAUUGGUGGGAGACUUAAAUUGCGAUACGAAGGGCUGGAGGAUUCUGACAAAUUUGACCAAUGGCUGUUCUACUUGGACCCUUUCCUUCAUCAAGUGGGGUGGGCGGCUCAACAUGGAUACAGCCUGCAACCACCUUUAGCCAUUAGGUCCUUGAAGAGCGAAGCAGAUUGGCAAGAGAUCCUGAAGAAGGUGAAAGAAGAGGAAGAGGAGUCAUCAGUUCCCACAGAUCUCUUUAAGGAUAAACCUGUGAUUGGAGUGCAUUCAUUCUCUGAAGGCAUGAAGUUAGAAGCUGUGGACCCGAUGGCUCCUUUUGUAAUCUCUCCUGCUACAGUUCUCAAGGUAUACAACGAAAAAUAUUUCAUGAUAGAAAUUGAUGACUUGAGACCAGACCGUACAACCAGCCAGUCUUACAUUUGUCAUGUCAACAGUGCUGGUAUUUUCCCUGUGCAGUGGAGUCUGAAGAACGGCUUGCAUCUCAGUCCCCCACCAGGUUAUCCUGGGCAGGACUUCGAUUGGGCAGACUACCUCAAACAAUGUGGUGCUGAGGCAGCUCCCCAGAGCUGCUUCCCCUUGUUAACUUCUGACCAUGGAUUUAAAGAGAAUAUGAAACUUGAGGCUGUGAACCCAGUUGAUCCUGAAGAAGUUUGCAUUGCUACAGUCACAAAGAUGAAAGAUUCCUACCUCUGGCUUCAGCUGGAGGGCUCCAAGAAGCCCGUCCCUGACUGCAUAGUGAGCGUGGAAUCAAUGAAUAUAUUUCCAGUGGGUUGGUGUGAGACGAAUGGAUAUCAGCUCAGACCUCCUCGCAAAGCAAUAGUAAACAAGCAGAAAAAAAUUGCAGUAGUUCAACCAGAGAAACAAAUUCUGUCUUCGAGGACAGUUCAUGAUGGACUAAAGAACCAGGAGCUGAACUCUUCUGACUCAGUGGUGAUUAAUGGAAAGUACUGCUGCCCAAAGAUCUACUUCAACCACCGGUGCUUCUCAGGGCCUUACCUUAACAAAGGCAGGAUUGCAGAGCUUCCUCAGUCUGUGGGACCUGGGAACUGUGUUCUUGUUCUGAAAGAGGUGCUCACUUUAUUGAUCAAUGCAGCUUACAAACCUAGCCGUGUCCUGCGAGAACUGCAGUUGGACGAAGAGGCUGCAUGGCAUGGGCAUGGAGAGACCCUAAAAGCCAAGUACAAAGGGAAGAGCUACCGUGCAACUGUGGAAGUUGUGAGGACGGCAGAUCGGGUGGCAGAUUUCUGUAGAAAAACAUGCAUCAAGCUGGAAUGUUGUCCAAAUCUCUUCGGCCCUCAGAUGGUGCUGGAUAAGUGUUCAGAGAACUGCUCUGUCCUGACAAAGACUAAAUACACACACUAUUACGGAAAGCGGAAAAACAAGCGGAUAGGUAGGCCUCCGGGUGGCCACAGCAACCUGGAAGUAGCCAUGAAGAAACCAAAUAAAAGACGGAAGAGACGAAAACAUUUUUUUGUUCAUAAGAAAAAACGUUCUUCUACUUCAGUGGAUAACACUCCAGCUGGAUCUCCCCAGGGCAGUGGGGGAGAAGAGGAGGAUGACCAGGAUGAGGUAGAUGAAGAAUCUCUGACUGAGGAUAGUACCUCAGAGCACCAAGAUGAAUUGCUUGAGGAAUCAGAGGUAUCAGAGAAGAAAUCACUGUCAUCUUCUCCUACACAGAGUGAACUGUCUCAUUCCCUGGCUCAGGACCGAGACAAGCGGAAGAGGAAGCUCAGGACCUUUUCCUUUUCAGAUGAUGAAAAUAAACCUCCUUCGCCAAAGGACAUAAAGAUGGAAGUUGCUGAAAAGCUGCAGCUGGACAGUAACCCUCUGGAAUGGAGCGUGGCUGACGUUGUACGAUUCCUCAAAUCCACUGACUGUGCACCACUGGCAAGAAUUUUCCUUGAUCAGGAAAUCGAUGGCCAGGCGCUGCUGCUGCUGACCCUGCCCACCGUUCAGGAGUGUAUGGACUUGAAGCUUGGGCCAGCUAUUAAACUUUGCCAUCACAUUGAGAGGGUCAAACUUGCCUUUUACCAGCAGUUUGCUAACUGAGGAGCAGCCAAGUUGAAGUGGACCUUUGAAGCACAACUACAAAAACAUGCUCUUUUCUCUUUAGCAAGUAAAGCCAAAUGAAGUUAACCUGAGGCCCUGGUGGCCUAAGAGCAUCUGUCAGCCUCAGUUUUUCACUUUGACAAAAGGAAGACAACACGUGGAACAAAAUGCCAAUGCAAACACAGGGGCUACUCUGCCAGCUGCCAGCUUGGGAACACAAUAGUCUCUUGCUCUAUGGUUCCCUUUUUUU
Molecule: messenger RNA, 2983 nt
Organism: Cariama cristata (Red-legged seriema)
Lineage: Eukaryota; Metazoa; Chordata; Aves; Cariamiformes; Cariamidae
Gene: SFMBT1
Product: Scm-like with four mbt domains 1
Exons: 20
Coding region: 130-2733 (867 amino acids)
Biological process (GO): regulation of DNA-templated transcription
Cellular component (GO): nucleus
Molecular function (GO): transcription corepressor activity; histone binding
Source: RefSeq, a predicted model, not a curated record